AUGGUGCUGCCUUCGACGAGGUGUUUGGGCUUGGCGCUCGAGUGGUCCUGCCACGGGGUGCCCUGGUUUAUCUUCUCUGGUGGUUGGAUUAUGGGUCUGCUUAUCAGUAACAUGGCCCCACCGCCCUCCUCGCGUCCCCUAGACCCCUACGUAGCCCCCUCCUUUACCAAUUCACGCAACCUCUACGGUUGGAGGGCGGCCUGUCUCCUUUUCGCCCUCAUCCUCGACGUGGUGGUUGUGGGUUGCAUUAAAUUCAUUGUCAAACGACCACGCCCCGAGGCCAAUUACUCCUCUGACAUGUUGCUUACCGUGUCCAUCGAUGAUUGGUCGUUUCCUUCUGGCCACUCGAGUCGCGCGGGGAUGCUCCAAUGGCUGCUGCCCUGGCUGUUUGACCUCUCGGGCUUCUCUCGGCUCGUGCUCUCGGUGUGGGUGGCUUGUGUCUGCGUGUCGCGGCUUGCAAUGCGGCGUCACCACCUCGGCGACAUCCUCUUCGGCUACGCCCUUGGCUGCUGUCUUUACUGGCUAGUCACGCGGAGCAUCAACUGGCCCCACUGGUUCCGGUUCCUAGGUUGA
This is a messenger RNA of Mesocestoides corti, 573 nucleotides long. NCBI's taxonomy places the organism in Eukaryota, Metazoa, Platyhelminthes, Cestoda, Cyclophyllidea, Mesocestoididae. The record is from the annotation of a GenBank genome assembly.